GCUAGUAAUACAAAGCUAAAUGCACAUCGGUGAAAUAUUCCUUUAAGGUUAAGGUGAGUGUAAGUCACCAGGAAAUGAAUGUAAAUCAAUAUAAUGUGUGUGCGUGUGUUUGCAUUCAAUGCAUAAACUGUGAUGGAGAUACACAUAACCCUAAAAGCAACCAGACCAAUGCAAUACAAACAGGAAGUAAAGUUAACCACAUGACAUGAGUGAUACAUAGACUGACAGGACCGAUGGUUGCUCUUUUAGUGUUGCCACUAUGAGCCCGGUCUACCUGAGCCUGUUUUAUGUCUCCGUCUUGAUGACUGUUCAUCCUUGGGAAGCAGAGAGUGAAGGCUCAGACUGUUUCCCUGAUAUCAGAGUACGUCGCCACACAGCUUACGAGAUCCUUGUGGGACAAGACCUCGUCAUCAACUGCACAGUUGUUUUCUGCAGCAGUCCACCACCUGCAGUAUCCUGGUUGAAAACGCAUGUCCCCGUCGAUGUCAGCAGUCAGAGUCACAUUAAAACAGAGUGGAAACUGUUUAAAGAAUUAGAAGGCAUGUCGUAUUUGAUAUUCCAAAAAAUACGCAGUAAUGACUCAGGUCUGUAUCAGUGUCGAAGUGCGAGCGAUUUGGGUCACGCUAUCAACGUCUCAGUCCGUGGUGACAUCAAGUCCACUCUGGAAUCAGGUGAUAUCAAGUCGACGACUGUUAAACCACAGUUGAACUAUAGUUUGUCCACUCUGGAAUCAGCUCUGUGGCCAUGUGUGUACCGCGCUGCUGCAACCAUGGUGUUCUUCGGCAUAGUGGCAGCGAUAUGCGUUACAUCAAAGCUACAGCGUACAGGGGUCUGCUGUGUGGGACAAUCCAGGAACAAGCCAGACCUGAGCCUGCAGCCUUCCCAUGACCCCAGGCCUACUGGCCACGUAUAUGAAAACGACAUGUUUCAAAAUAGAUCAGCUUAGGUUCAUGUUCUCGUCAUUAAAUUUCAGAAUGACACAUUUGCAUGAUGUUUCCUAUGUAAAGGUGUCAAAGUUAGCGCUUCUGUGAGACUGAGUGACUGACAAACUGACAAACAGGAAGCAGAAUUAAACCACACGUCACACAAUGGAAGAACCAAUGCCUGUGAGGAAGCCAGAUUUUGUUUUUUUACAGAGGCAGACACAUAGACUCGAGUUCAGGUACCGGCCAAAUUUAAACGGAAAUAAUGUUUUACUAUAUUUAAAAAAAAUACAGUAAACAAAAAAGACAAAUCCUCUCAUUUUAAAAGAUCCAGUGUGCAAAAUUUAGUUUAAAGUUAUUUUAUGAUUUAAAAGUUGUUCUGCUGUAUUCUUUGUUUAUUACUGUUAGUCAUUUGUGACCGUUUUAAAUUGCUCUUCGUUGUUUUGCCUUUCUUUGUGUGCCAUGUAAUCGCAAUACAUUAAAAGUGUGUAUUUCACGGAUUAUAAGCUUUCAAACAGCA
Molecule: messenger RNA, 1443 nt
Organism: Solea senegalensis (Senegalese sole)
Lineage: Eukaryota; Metazoa; Chordata; Actinopteri; Pleuronectiformes; Soleidae
Exons: 6
Coding region: 260-946 (228 amino acids)
Biological process (GO): immune response-regulating cell surface receptor signaling pathway
Cellular component (GO): plasma membrane
Molecular function (GO): signaling receptor activity
Source: RefSeq, a predicted model, not a curated record